Messenger RNA from Betta splendens (Siamese fighting fish), 2918 nucleotides. RefSeq names its product calpain-5-like. The record is from RefSeq and is a predicted model, not a curated record. Gene Ontology annotation, cellular component: cytoplasm. Gene Ontology annotation, molecular function: calcium-dependent cysteine-type endopeptidase activity. The coding region runs from base 417 to 2345 and encodes 642 amino acids. NCBI's taxonomy places the organism in Eukaryota, Metazoa, Chordata, Actinopteri, Anabantiformes, Osphronemidae. Gene Ontology annotation, biological process: proteolysis. The transcript is spliced from 14 exons.
CGGUCUUCCUCCCACUCACAAUCACCGUGUUAACAGUUCAAUCCACUUCCUGCUGUGGAGCGGAGCUCGUCGGACCAGUUCUCGGAGAAUGUGUGCGCGUGAAUGACUGGAAGAAGACUUGUGUUGUGUGUGAUGCAGGUUACACCAACAGCUCGGGACUAAAUUUAACUUAUCUCACAGCAGCUCUACAGCUGGUUGAUAGAACUGAAGCCACAGUCGACAGGACUGACAGAGGAGCAACAUAAUAACGCGACUCCGCCAGCCCAUUAAACUGAGAUUAGAGCAGUAAACCCAGACUGGACAGGACAGGCUGCUAUUGUUGUGGGACAGAGGAGUGCCAGGAAUUACAGGGAGCACUUUGUCCGAAAAAUGCUCAGUCUCUGAGUCUGCAGAUGUGAGGCUUCUGGAUCGGGACCAUGUUCUCGUCUGCCACCCCGUACAAAAACCAGCACUAUGCUGAGCUGAAGAGGACCUGCAUCAGCCACAAGACGCUGUUCGAAGACCCAGAAUUUCCUGCCAACAAUUCCUCCAUCUAUUUCAGGAAGCCUCCUCCUGGUACUGUGGUGUGGAAGCGCCCGGGGGAAAUAACCAACGAGCCCCAUCUGUUUGUGGAGGGCAUCAGCUCCAAUGACCUGAACCAAGGCGUUGUGGGAAACUGCUGGUUUGUUGCUGCCUGCGCCUGUUUGGCUCUGAAGCCAAACCUCUGGAAGAAGGUAAUUCCUGACUGGAAGGAGCAGGACUGGGAUUUGAACCACUCUGAGGGCUACGCGGGAAUUUUCCACUUUCAGUUUUGGGUCUUUGGAAAGUGGGUGGAUGUGGUGGUGGACGACCGGCUGCCCACCAUCAACGGGGAGCUCAUCUACUGUCACUCCAAGACGCGCAACGAGUUCUGGAGUGCGCUGCUGGAGAAGGCCUACGCCAAGCUCGCCGGCUGCUACGAAGCUCUGGAGGGAGGGAACACCGGUGACGCCGUGGUGGAUUUCAGUGGCGCUGUGGUUGAAGCCAUCAACCUGGAAGAAGCUGCUUAUUACAAAGACAAGGAAAAGCAGGACCGGCUGUUCGCGGAUCUGCUGCAGGUCUACGAGCGCGGAGGGAUCAUAAGCAGCUCCAUCAAGGCGCAGCCCCAUGAAAUCGAGCUGAAGAUGGCGAACGGGCUGGUGAAAGGCCACGCCUACUCGGUGACCGCGGUGAAGAGGGUGCGCUUGGGUCACGGGCUGAUUGCCUUCUUCAAGAAUGAGACCAUCCCUCUGAUCCGCCUCAGGAACCCGUGGGGCAAGAUCGAGUGGAAAGGAGCCUGGAGCGACAGCUCUGAGGAGUGGACAAAGGUCGGCGAUACAGAGAGGAAGAACCUGGGCAUCACAGUGGAGGACGAUGGGGAGUUCUGGAUGUCGUUCACGGACUGGUGCAAGUUCUUCACCGACGUGGACGUGUGCCGCCUGGUGAACACGUCCGUGAUCAGCGUCCAGAAGACGUGGCACGAGGCCGUCCACUUCGGGAGCUGGAACAAAAACGCCGACCCGCUGCUGAACCGCUGCGGCGGCUGCGCCAACUACAGGCCCACGUUCCUGCAGAACCCACAGUAUUUGUUUGACAUUAAAAAUGAAACGGAGGAGGCCCUGAUCUCCUUACAACAGCGAGACUUGAAGAUCUACCGAAAAGAAGGUCGUGGAGAAAAUCUGAGCAUUGGCUUUGGUGUCUUCAGGGUGGAGUUGAACAGGAAGUAUCGCAUGCAUGACAUCCUCACCCAGGAUUGUGUGGCAACCUCCACCUACAUCAACUCCCGGACGGUGUUCAUGAGGUGCACACUGCACCGGGGCCGCUACAUCAUCAUCCCCACCACCUUCAAGCCCGAGACGCUGGGGGACUACAUGAUCCGCGUGUACACUGAGGCCGAGUCGGACUGCAGGGAGCUGAUACAGGAUAAACCCAGAGUCAGAUGCUGGAGUUCAUUUGUUGGAUACCCACAAGCUGUGACUCACGUCUAUGUCCUCGGAGCUGAGAGGCUGCAGAAUCAGGACAAGACAGGAGGUGCAGACCCCUAUGUGAUCAUAUACUGUGAGGGAAAGUCAGUGCAAUCCACCAUCAAGAAGGACACCUUGCAGCCAGAGUUUAAGACCAGCGGCAUCUUCUACAGGAAGAAGCCUGCAAAGCCCAUUACUGUGGAGAUUUGGAACAGUAACGCUGUGCAGGAUGAAUUCAUGGGCCAGGUGGUGCUGCCCGGCUCAGUGAACGACACCAGCAGCCCCCAGAGGCUCCAGCUGAGGAAGCGAGGCCAGGCGGGUGGAGACAUGCCCGGCACCAUCAGCCUGAAGAUCGUCACUUCCACGCAGCUGACCGCCAUGUGACCUGGGAGCGAGCGCCGUCCUUCGCAGCGCUCAACUGUGCAGCGAACGUCUCAGUACAUAGACAAUGGACCGAACCCAUCAGCAGCAUCAGUCUGCUUCCUAGCGUUACACAUUUACCGUUACUACAGGAUGGUGAAUUACUGGCAGUGCUCGAGAGUCACUCCCUGUUGUUUUUAAAUACCUCUAAAAUAUUUCUUUGCAUAAUUUAUAAGAUGUUUUAUAUUGAAGAUAUCAUUAUUUCUCUUAAAAGCUACCCUCACAAACUGUGAGCCACGGCAUCAAUUUGUCAAUUAAAUAAAACACACACUACAUAUACACUGAAUAAAUGAGCGUCUUCAUAUUAAUGAACUCUCAUGAUUAUUGAUUAAACACCAAAUAGAAAUUCAAACACAAUCUAAAAGCCACAAUAACCCACAGGCAUCGCCACGACUUGGGUUUUCUUCCGCUUUUUAUUUCCGUCCAGUUCCCAAACUGCAAUAUUUUUUUUACACUCAAGACACAGCCAUGCACAAUUCAAAGUUCAAAAAGUCUAUUGCUUCAACCACAAUUAAAAAUAGUUUAUCCAAAACCUCA